This is a messenger RNA of Lacerta agilis (Sand lizard), 981 nucleotides long. Its product is annotated as ras-related protein Rab-7a-like. NCBI's taxonomy places the organism in Eukaryota, Metazoa, Chordata, Lepidosauria, Squamata, Lacertidae. Gene Ontology annotation, biological process: endosome to lysosome transport; phagosome-lysosome fusion. The record is from RefSeq and is a predicted model, not a curated record. Gene Ontology annotation, cellular component: late endosome; phagocytic vesicle; lysosome. The transcript is spliced from 6 exons. Gene Ontology annotation, molecular function: GTP binding; GTPase activity. Bases 104 to 712 code for a protein of 202 amino acids.
UGGGCCCAACCCUACGGCUGUGGUUUUAUCAGCCAAGUGCUAGGAGCUGUACCAUAGCUUUGGGGAAAGGGUAUUUUUGCUGAGGUUCUGGCGCAGACGCCCCAUGUUCAGACGUUCCCACCUCAAGAUCCUGCUGAUCGGCAAUUCCGGGGCGGGCAAAUCUGCCCUGAUGAACCAGUAUGUUAACAAUCGCUUCAGCAGUCGCUACAGAGCCACCAUUGGAGCAGAUUUCCUCAGCAAGGAAGUAAACAUUGAUGGACGCAAACUGACUGUGCAGAUUUGGGACACAGCUGGUACAGAAAGGUUCCAAGCACUGGGGACUGCCCUCUACCGGGGGUCAGACUGCUGCCUUCUCGUCUUCGAUGUCACAUCUGUCAGCUCUUUCCAAGCCCUGGAGAAGUGGCACAAGCAGCUUCUGUUGCAGAUUGAGCCAAAGGAUGAGCCCACUUUCCCCACUGCUGUCAUUGGGAACAAGAUGGACCUGGAGAACCGUGAGGUGUCUUCUGAGGAAGCAGAAAUGUGGAGCAAGCUUCAUGAAGCCAAAUACUUUGAAACCAGCGCCAAGGAAGCCACCAACGUGCAGGAGGUGUUUGAGUGGGCCAUUCGGGCCGUACUAAAGAAUCAGAGGGUACCUGAAGAACCACAAGGGGACUCCGUUCACCUGGAGACCAGGCCACCAGAAGGGGCAGCCAGAGAGAAGUGUAGCUGCUGAUCAGACCAAAUACAGAUGGGAAGGUUCCGUCUGUCUGAAUAUGCCUAAGGGGGUGGGCUCUUCAUGCUUUGCAAUCCCAAAGGGUGAAAGUGCAACCCCACAGAACAGCCCCAAAGACAUUUGGCAAGGCUGCAGCAUACAGCUUCUGGAGCUGGAUCCCAAGGUAGACCUUUGUUCUCUGGAUGACACAGUCUAGCACUUGGGAGAGCUGGAUCAUACCCCAGGCUACUCUUCCCCCAAGCACAUGGAAAUAAAGCUGAAUGCCAAUA